AUGAAUAGUAGUACCAAAAUAACAUUGACUAUUGAAUAAUUAACAGAGCUAUUGAUGAAUCCUUAAUUACCAAAUAUUUAAAGUAGUCUAUAAUCAUUGUCAGAUUUUGAAUUGAGAAAUAAUAAUGUAGAUUUAAUGAAAAUAGUAUCAUUUGUUGAUUAGGAUGAGUUCCAAGCUAUUAGUACAUCUAGUUCAAGUAAAAAUAGUCAUGCUUAAUAAAUGAUUGAGAAAAUAAAUGAAUUGGAAUUAGAAAAUUCUAAUCUCAAAAAUUAAUUAGAGAAGCAAAUUCAGAAAGAAAAUAAUUUAAGAUAAUAAAUGAACCAAUACUUAUAAGAAUCAGCUAAAUUAAAAACAGAGAAUGAACGUUUAAAUAAACAGAUGGAUGAACUAGAGUCAUUUAUAAAUUAGAAUAAAGUCAUAUCAAAUAGAUUAGAUCCUAUCUCAAAAUCUGUUCAUUUGGAUAUGAAAAAAGCCCUUAUAGUAAAACCAUUAACAAUAACUUAACCUCUAAGAAAAUUUUCAGGAACUAGUGGAAUAGUAACUUAGCAUCCUUUAAAAAAUUCCAAAGACUUAAUUAGAGUAAAAACUGAAAGAAGUAAUUAAUGAG
Molecule: messenger RNA, 607 nt
Organism: Paramecium sonneborni
Lineage: Eukaryota; Ciliophora; Oligohymenophorea; Peniculida; Parameciidae
Source: the annotation of a GenBank genome assembly